Dendronephthya gigantea is the source of this 20331-nucleotide messenger RNA. RefSeq lists its product as uncharacterized. Gene Ontology annotation, molecular function: protein binding; calcium ion binding. Gene Ontology annotation, biological process: cell communication. The record is from RefSeq and is a predicted model, not a curated record. The transcript has 119 exons. NCBI's taxonomy places the organism in Eukaryota, Metazoa, Cnidaria, Anthozoa, Malacalcyonacea, Nephtheidae. The coding region runs from base 93 to 20063 and encodes 6656 amino acids. Gene Ontology annotation, cellular component: membrane.
UGGAGAACAGCUUUGAUAAACGUUGCUCUAGCAGAGCUUUGGACUUCCAAAUAAGGUCGUAGCAGUCAGAAAACACUGCUGAAUAAAUCAACAUGAAGAUUCUAGGCCUUCUUCUGUUGGCCGUUUUGGUGAGAUCUCAACUUCCAAACAUAUGCGGAGAUGAUGUGUGCCACAGAUAUGCCUCGUGUGUUGGCGGGAGAUGCGAGUGCAACGAAAAUUAUGAAGGGGAUGGAAAGGAUUGUAGAGGAAUUAAAAUUUGUGGUGGCACACGAGAUGAUUGCCACAGAGAUGCUUCGUGUACAGACACAGGACCUGGAACGUAUCAGUGUACCUGUAAUGAGGGCUUUACAGGAGAUGGGAAGUCAUGUUCAGUAUCUGGUGAAGCCGGUGAAGGACAAUGCCAGAAAGCAGAUAUCAUUUUUGUAUUGGACAGGUCUUCUAGUAUACGAACAUCUGAUUAUGAUUUAAUGCGAAAGUUUGUAAUUGAUCUUGCGAAAAAAUUAAGGGUCGGAGAACGGAAUAGUGAAGGCGAAGUUGUGGGGCAAGCAGCGGUUGUGACCUUCAGUGAGCGAGGAACCGUGAGAAUAAACUUAAAACGUAGUCAAACUCCUGGGCGUUUUGAAAACGUUGUGAAUAAUAUGCCUGGACCGAUGUCAGGUGGUCGAACGAAAACUCACAGAGGUUUAGACAUCGCUGAUAAACAAAUCGUCACUAAAAGGGCUGGAUAUCGUGAGGAUGAUCCUGAUGUGGCAAAAAUCUUCAUGGUUAUUACAGAUGGUAAACAAACGCGUGAAUCUCGACGGCGGGGUUAUAAAUAUGUCAAGGAAGCCAUGCAGCCAUUCUUUAAUCGUGAUAUGAAUGUAUUUUCGGUGGGUGUUGGUUUGAACGAUGAUAGUGCAAAACAACAAGUAAGAGAUAUGGUUCAAGUAAGAAGUAAUGCGAUUCUGGCAAAAGACUUCAAAGAGUUAAGCGAAACAGUGAACAAAUUUAUACAGAAAUUUUGUCCAGUUCCUUCGAUAUGCGGUGGAAGUGACGACUGUGCUCCGCAAGCGAGCUGCGAAGAUACUGAUCCUGGAGAGUACCAGUGCACAUGUCAGGAAGGCUAUAGUGGAAAUGGAAAGCUUUGCAUCAUUCCUCCCAUAUGCGGUUCUGAAAGAGAUGACUGUCAUCCAUUCUUCGCAACCUGUUCAGAUACCGGACCAAAUAAACAUGAAUGCGAAUGUAUAACGGGAUACAAAGGCGAUGGCAAGACAUGCAUAGCGGAUAAAGUAUGCGGUACUCCGAAGGAUGACUGCCAUGAAUAUGCGACGUGUACAGAUCUGGGAGCUGGAGAUUACGAAUGCAAAUGUAAUCUCGGAUACUCUGGAGAUGGAAAAACGUGUAUAGCCAUUGUUAUUGGAUUCGACAGCCUUACUUACGACGUAAACGAAGGAGAUAAAAAAGCAGUUGUUCAAAUUUCUGUUCAGUCAGGAGUAAUAACGUCACCUUUGACACUUCAACUCGACACACGACCUGGUACAGCUGGAGGGGCAGACUUCACUGGUGUGUCUAGAACCAUUACAAUUCCCCCUGGCGAAUCCGGCCCUAUAUCAGUCGAAAUUGAUGUUGAAGAUGAUACGCAAAUCGAAUCUACCGAAGCAUUUCAAGUUGCUCUAAGUGAUCCGUCUUAUGGCGUACAAGUCGGUCAGCCUGCAUCAGUGAAUAUUCUUGAUAAUGACGAGGCGGUUAUUGCAUUCACUAAAAGUGUAGUUGACGUCAGGGAAGAUCAAACCGCGGUAAUGGAGAUUGGCUUCACAUCAGGUUCCGCCAGCUCGCCUGUCACUGUCACUUUGGCCACAAACACCGGAUCAGCAUCCGAUGAGGAUUUCAAAGAGAAAACAGUCGAUGUUGUAUUCGAAGCUGGGGAAACGGGUCCAAAGCUUGUGGAAUUUGAUAUCGUUGAUGAUUCCUUGGUAGAAGAUACAGAAUCGUUCACAGUGUCUAUCGUUUCAUCUUCUUUAUCUGCUGUAAAACCUGGAGAACCCUCAACAGUCAAUAUUUUGGAUAAUGAUGAAGCGGUUAUUGCAUUCACUAAAAGUGUUGUUGACGUCAGAGAAGAUCAAACCGCGACAAUGGAGAUUGGCUUCACAUCAGGUUCCGCCAGUAUGCCUGUGACUGUCACUUUGGCCACAAAUACCGGAACAGCAUCUGAUAAGGAUUUCAAAGAGAAAACAGUUGAUGUUGUAUUCCAACCUGGGGAAACGGGUCCAAAGGUUGUAGAAUUUGAAAUCAUUGAUGAUCUCAUAGUGGAAAACACCGAGUCCUUCACAGUAUCUUUGGAGUCAUCUUUAGUAUCUGCUGUUAAACUUGGAGAACCAUCAACAGUAAAUAUUCUGGAUAAUGACGAGGCGGUUAUUGCAUUCACUAAAAGUGUUGUUGACGUCAGAGAAGAUCAAACCGCGGUAAUGGAAAUUGGCUUCACAUCUGGUUCCGCCAGUAUGCCUGUCCUUGUCGCUUUGGGUACAAAUACUGGAACAGCAUCUGACGGGGAUUUCCAAGGAAAAACUGUUGAAGUUAUGUUCCAACCUGGGGAAACUGGUCCAAAAGUUGUAGAAUUUGAAAUCGUUGAUGAUCUCAUAGUGGAAAAUACAGAGUCCUUCACAGUAUCGAUGGAGUCAUUUUCAGUAUCUGCUGUUAAAGUUGGAGGACCAUCAACAGUAAAUAUUCUGGAUAAUGACGAGGCGGUUAUUGCAUUCACUAAAAGUGUAGUUGACGUCAGAGAAGAUCAAACCGCGGUAAUGGAAAUUGGCUUCACAUCAGGUUCCGCCAGUAUGCCUGUGACUGUCACCUUAGCCACAAAUACUGGGACAGCAAGUGGUACGGAUUUCAAAGAGAAGACAGUUGAUGUUGUAUUCCAAGCUGGGGAAACGGGUCCAAAAGUUGUGGAAUUUGAAAUCGUUGAUGAUUCUUUGGUGGAAAAAACCGAGUCGUUUACGGUAUCUUUGGAGAGAUCUUCUGUGUCUGAUGUAAAACUUGGAGAACCAUCAAGAGUAAAUAUUCUGGAUAAUGACGAAGCGGUUAUUGCAUUCACUAAACGUGUAGUUGACGUCAGAGAAGAUCAAACCGCCGAAAUGGAAAUUGGCUUCACAUCUGGUUCCGCCAGUUCGCCUGUGACUGUCACUUUGACCACAAGUACUGGGUCAGCAAGUAGCGAGGAUUUCAAAGAGAAAACAAUUGAUGUUGUAUUCGAAGCUGGGGAAACGGGUCCAAAGGUUGUCGAAUUUGAAAUCAUUGAUGAUUCCUUGGUAGAAAAUACUGAAUCCUUCACAGUAUCUUUGGAAUCAACUGCAUCUGCUGUUAAACUUGGAGAACCGUCGUCAGUCAAUAUUUUGGAUAAUGAUGAGGCUGUUAUUGGAUUUACUAGUCAAACUUACAAUGUUCCAGAACAUCAGAAUGCUCAAAUUGAAGUAGGAUUCUUGAAAGGUGGAGCAGCGGUACCUGUUACUGUCCGGCUUUCGACUGUCCCAAGCACCGCUACUGCUGAAGAUUUUGUUCCAAAAACAAUAGACGUGACGUUUGCACCUGGAGAGACCGGACCAAAACAAGUUGAGAUUGAAAUAGUUGAUGAUCCAAAGGUUGAGUCGACAGAAGAAUUUAAAGUUAAAGUGGAAUCUUUGCAUCCCGCUGUGAAAGGAGGAGAUGAUUCAGUUGUAAACAUUUUAGAUAAUGACGAAACAACGGUCAAUUUCAUUGAGGGAACCUACGACGUGAAAGAGGAUGAAGAUGCAGUUAUUGAAGUUAAACUUUCCUCAAGUAUUCCAGUACCCGUCACCGUGACCCUGAAGACAGAACCGUUAACUGCUGGAAAUACCGAUUUUGUUCCAACGAUUGUGGAAGUAACCUUUGAAGCAGGGGAAACUGGUCCCAAAAGAAUUACGAUACCCGUUAUAGAUGAUGAUUUGGUGGAACCAACGGAAGAAUUUAAAGUCAACUUAAUUUCCUCGUCUGUGCCAACUGUCAAACUGGGUGAACCUACUUCAGUUAAUAUACAUCUCCAGGAUAAUGAUGAUGCUGUUAUUGGCUUUACAAAACGUACUUAUGACGUGAUUGAAAGUGAAAACGCCAUAGUUGAGGUUGGAGUUGCUUCAGGUCAAAUAUCAAUUCCAGUUACUGUGACCUUGGAGACCAUUCCUUUGACUGCAUCCGAGAAUGACGAUUACGUUCCUAAGAGAGUUGAAGUUACUCUACAACCUGGGGAAAAGAAACCAAAAACCGUUGAAAUAGACGUUAUUGAUGAUCUGUUGGUAGAAAAAACUGAGGAAUUCCAAGUUGGCGUGGUAGCCUCCAGCAUGCCAUCGGUUACAUGGGGAGAUCCAAUUUCCGUUAAUGUCCUGGAUAAUGACGGAGUGAUCCAAUUUACUAGAACAUCCUAUAACGUGAACGAGGAUGAACAGGCGGAAGUGGAAAUUGAAUUCGCCAGUGCUGGAAUAAGUUCACCUGUGACCGUUCAGCUAAGAACUAGGCCAGGGACGGCUGGAAAUAAUGAUUUUAAAGCAAAGACUGUUGAUGUUACGUUUGAGCCUUGGGAAACGGGACCGAAAACUGUACUGUUUGAUAUAAUUGAUGAUCCUUUAGUAGAAUCAGAAGAAACCUUUUAUGUUGAUUUUGCAUCGUCUACGGCGCCUUCCAUUAAUUUGGGCCGACCGGCAGCAAUUAAUAUCAGGGAUAACGAUGAGGCCAUUAUUGCUUUUACAAAACCUGUUUAUGAGGUAAAGGAAGAUCAAAAGGCUGUCGUUAGUGUAAAGGUUGCAGAGGGGCAAAUAGAUGGUCCCGUCACAGUUCGGAUGGCAGCAACGCCAUCAACAGCAACUGAGGCAGACUUCGUUCCAGAAGAAUUUGAAAUCACAUUUGCACCUGGUGAAACUGGUCCCAAGUCAGUCGAAAUCGAUGUUCGAAAUGAUGAUUUACUUGAGAAUACGGAACCCUUUUCAGUGUCUCUCGUUUCAUCAUCUGUCCCUGCUGUUAAAUUAGGCAACCCUUCCACAGUGAAUAUUUUGGAUGAUGACGAAGUCAUCGUUGGUUUCACAAAACCUGUGUAUACUGCAAAUGAGAAUGAAAAAGCAAGAGUGGAAGUAGUACUUGCUGAUGACACGGCCGGCAUCCCCGUCACAGUUCGGCUUCAAACUAGUCCCUCGACAGCUGGAACAAGUGAUUAUUCUGGUGGGCCAUGGGAGAUCACGUUUCAGCCAGGCGAAACUGGACCAAAAUCGAUCGAUAUUGAUAUUGUUGAUGAUCAACUGUUGGAAGAUGAAGAAUCGUUCAUAGUUUUCCUAACACCAUUAACACCAGGAGUUAAAGUUAAAGAUCCUGCGUCUGUAAAAAUCAUAGAUAAUGAAGUUGCCCCGAUAUGCGGAACACCACAAGAUGAUUGUCACAGAUAUGCCACGUGCACCGACACAGGUCCGGGAAGAUAUUCAUGUACUUGUAAUGAAGGAUUUACUGGGAAUGGAAAAACCUGUUUAGCCAUCGAUAUGUGCGCAACUGGCGCUCAUGAUUGCCAUUCUGAUGCAACAUGCGUCAACACAGGUCCUGGGACUUUUAUGUGUUCUUGUAAUGAAGGCUUCACAGGAAAUGGAAAAAGUUGUGAAGAGUUGCCUGCUGUCCAAGCAAAAUGUCGGAAGAUGGAUCUUAUCAUGGUACUCGACAGAUCGUCAAGUAUCCGUCCCGCUGACUACGAACAUAUGCGCGACUUCUUAAUUGAGCUUGGCAAAUCCCUAAAAAUUGGGGAGAGAGAUGCGCAAGGGGACGUCAUUGGUCAAGGUGCUAUCGUUACAUUCAGCGAGAGGGGUACUGUAAGAAUAACACUGAAGGGAAGUCAAAAACCUGGUGCAUUUGAAAAAGCUGUAAGGAAUAUGCCAGGCCCGCUGCCAGGGGGUCGUACAAAAACUCACAGAGGCUUAGCUUUGGCUGAUAAAGAAAUCCUCACAUCGGAAGCUGGCUUGCGAACGAAUGAUCCAGAUGUUGCAAAAAUCUUUAUGGUUAUAACUGAUGGAAAGCAGACUAAGGAGUCACGAAGAAGAGGUUAUAAAUAUGUUGGAGAAGCUAUGGAACCAUUUCAUGCCCGUGGUUAUUUGGACGUUUUUGCUGUUGGUGUUGGUUUAAAGAGAGAUAGCGAAGUCAAAGAAGUCAAAGAUAUGGUAAAACACGCAAGUAAUGCCAUUCUGGCGGAAAAUUAUAAGGAACUAACAGAAACCGUUGAAAAGUUUUUGAAGAGAUUCUGUCCAGCUCCAACAGUAUGUGGGACAGAAAACGAUGAUUGUGAUAAAAAUUUAGCGACAUGUACAGAUACAGAACCUGGGUCAUAUCGAUGUACAUGUAAUGAUGGCUAUGUUGGAAAUGGAAAGAAAUGUGUUGCUCCAUAUGUUUGUGCCACUUUAAGAGAUGACUGCCAUCCAUACCUUGCAACAUGUACCGACGUUGGAGAUGGAAAUUAUAAUUGUAAAUGUGUGGAACAUUAUACUGGAGAUGGAAAAACUUGUGCAGCGACAAAGAUCUGUGGGACAGAAAGAGAUGAUUGCCAUGAACACGCAACUUGUACUGAUACUGGUCCUGAUAGCUACAAAUGCCGUUGCAACACGGGCUACGUUGGAGAUGGAAAGAUGUGUGAAGUUGAACAAAUAUGCGGCACUCCCAAAGAUGAUUGCCAUGAGUUUGCAUCUUGUGAAGACACAGGCCCAGGAAAAUAUAAAUGCACCUGUAAUUCAGGGUACACUGGCGAUGGAAAAUCGUGUGCAGGAAUCAAAAUAUGCGGAACACCACAAGAUGACUGCAGUGAAUUUGCUACAUGUGCCGACACAGCACCUGGAACCUUCACGUGUACCUGUAACAAAGGUUAUCGUGGGGAUGGAAAGACUUGCGAAGAAAUCAAUAUAUGUGGAACACCACAAGACGACUGCAGUGAAUUUGCUACAUGUGCUGACACAGGACCAGGAACCUACACGUGUACCUGUAAUGAAGGAUACACCGGUGAUGGAAAAACUUGCGAAGAAAUCAAAAUAUGUGGAACACCACAAGACGACUGCAGUGAAUAUGCUACAUGUGCUGACACAGGACCUGGAACCUACACGUGUACCUGUAUAGAAGGAUACACUGGUGAUGGAAAAGUUUGUAACGAAAUCAGAAUAUGUGGAACACCGCAAGACGACUGCAGUGAAUUUGCUACAUGUGCUGACACAGGACCUGGGAGCUAUACUUGUACCUGUAACAAGGGAUAUACCGGAGAUGGGAAAACAUGUGAAGAAAUCCAGGUUUGUGGAACUCCACAAGACGACUGCAGUGAAUAUGCUAUAUGUACCAACACUGGUCCUGAAACCUAUACUUGCACGUGCAAGGAAGGAUAUAGUGGAGAUGGAAAAAGCUGUAAAGGCGUUGUAGUCGAGUUUACAAGGCGAAACUAUGGCGGCAAAGAAGGCGGGUCUGCAUUGCCUGAAAUUGUUGUACGUUUGGGUGAUAUUAUCGAGCCGAUAACUAUACGCGUAACAAAAACUCCUAAAACAGCCGGAAACAAAGAUUAUGAUCCUCAACCAGUGGAUAUCACAUUUCAACCAGGCGAAACAGGACCAAAGUCGAUUCCAAUUAACUUAGUGGACGACGAUGUCGCUGAACCCAACGAAGAAUUCACCAUCACCCUGUCAUCUUCGUCACCUGGAGUUACUGUGGGAGAACCUGCGACUGUGAUCAUUAAAGAUAAUGACAAAUCAACACCAUGCAAAACAAAAGCUGACCUCAUCUUUGUACUCGAUAGAUCUGGUAGUAUAUCUCCAACAGAUUACGAUAAAAUGCGCGAAUUUGUUAAAAAAGUAGGAAAAGAAAUAAAAGUCGGCGAAAGAAAUGAAAAAGGGGAAAUCAUUGGACAAGCCGCCAUAGUUACCUUUAGUGAAUUAGGAGAGAAAAGACUAACGUUAGCAGAAAGCCAAGAUUCAAAGAAAUUCUAUGACACAGUAACUAAAAUGCCUGGACCUUUGCUACGCGGCCGAACAAAAACACAUCGUGGCUUAAAUAUUGCAGAUAAAGAAAUUGCUAUUAAAGAAGCUGGGUAUCGGGAGGAUGAUCCAGAUGUUCAGAAAAUGCUAAUGGUUAUCACAGAUGGGGAACAAACUAAAGAAUCAGUUCGACGAGGAUACGUUUAUGUUGGGGAUGCAAUGAAAACUUUCUUCAAUAGAAAUAUGAAUGUCUUUGCGAUUGGUGUUGGACUCGAAAAUGAAGAUGCAAAGAACCAAGUUAGAGAUAUGGUAGAAUAUCCAGAAAACGCAAUUCUUGCUGCUAACUUUAGUGAUCUACUCCAGAAAUUUGAACUCAUUAUCAAGAAAUUUUGCCCAGUAUCUGAUACUUGUGGAACACCAGAAGACGACUGCCAUGAAUUUGCUACAUGUGCCGACACAGGUCCUGGAACCUACACCUGCACCUGUAACGAAGGAUAUACGGGAGAUGGAAAAACUUGUGAAGAAAUCAAAAUGUGUGGAAAUCAGGACGACUGUAGUAGAUUUGCGACGUGUACUGAAGUAUGGCCUGACUCCUACGCUUGCGUUUGUAAAGAAGGAUAUACCGGAGAUGGCAAAACCUGCGAAGAGAUUAUAAUAUGUGGCACUCCAUUGGAUGACUGCAGUGAAUUUGCUACAUGUGCCAACACAGGACCUGGAACCUACAGUUGUACCUGUAAUGAAGGAUAUACCGGAGAUGGAAAAACUUGCGAAGAAAUCAAAAUAUGUGGAACACCGCAAGAUGACUGCAGUGAAUAUGCUACAUGUGCUGACACAGGACCUGGAACCUACAGUUGUACCUGUAAUGAAGGAUACACUGGUGAUGGAAAAACAUGCGAAGAAAUCAAUAUAUGUGGGACACCUCGAGAUGACUGCAGUGAAUUUGCUACAUGUGCUGACACAGGACCUGGAACCUACACGUGUACCUGUAAUGAAGGAUACACUGGUGAUGGAAAAACAUGCGAAGAAAUCAAAAUAUGCGGAUCACCACAAGACGACUGUAGUGAAUUUGCUACAUGUGCUGACACAGGACCUGGAACCUACACGUGUACCUGUAAAGAAGGAUACACUGGUGAUGGAAAAACGUGCGAAGAAAUUAAAAUUUGCGGAACUUCUGAAGAAGACUGCAGUGAAUAUGCUACAUGUGUACACACUGGUCCUGGAACUUAUAAAUGCAACUGCAAUGAAGGAUAUUAUGGCGAUGGAAAAACUUGCAAAGGUGUUGUUGUCCAGUUUAAGGAGAAAGUGUAUGGUGGCAAAGAAGGCGAGUCAGCAUUACCUGAAAUUGUUGUAACACCUGGCUAUCUUACCGCGCCGAUAACCAUACGUGUUACAAAAACUCCAAAAACAGCAGGAAACGAAGAUUUUGAGCCUCAAACUGUUGAUGUUAUAUUUGAACCUGGCAAAACUAUGUCGAAGUCGAUUCCAAUUGACUUAGUGGACGACGAUGUCGUUGAACCCAACGAAGAAUUCACCAUCACCCUAUCAUCUUCGUCACCUGGAGUUACUGUGGGUGAACCUGCGACUGUGAUCAUUAAAGAUAAUGACAAAUCAACACCAUGCAAACCAAAAGCUGACCUCAUCUUUGUACUCGAUAGAUCUGGUAGUAUAUCUCCAACAGAUUACGAUAAAAUGCGUGAAUUUGUUAAAAAAGUAGGAAAAGAAAUAAAAGUCGGCGAAAGAAAUGAAAAAGGGGAAAUCAUUGGACAAGCCGCCAUAGUUACCUUUAGUGAAUUAGGAGAGAAAAGACUAACGUUAGCAGAAAGCCAAGAUUCAAAGAAAUUCUAUGACACAGUAACUAAAAUGCCUGGACCUUUGCUACGCGGCCGAACAAAAACACAUCGUGGCUUAAAUAUUGCAGAUAAAGAAAUUGCUAUUAAAGAAGCUGGAUAUCGGGAGGAUGAUUCAGAUGUUCAGAAAAUGCUAAUGGUUAUCACAGAUGGGGAACAAACUAGAGAAUCAGUUCGAAGAGGAUACGUUUAUGUUGGGGAUGCAAUGAAAACUUUCUUCAAUAGAAAUAUGAAUGUCUUUGCGAUUGGUGUUGGACUCAAAAAUGAUGAUGCAAGGAACCAAGUUAGAGAUAUGGUAGAAUAUCCAGAAAACGCAAUUCUUGCUGCUAACUUUAGUGAUCUACUCCAGAAAUUUGAACUCAUUAUCAAGAAAUUUUGCCCAGUAUCUGACAUAUGUGGAACACCACUAGACGACUGCAGUCCAUUUGCUACAUGUGCCGACACAGGACCUGGAACCUACACGUGUACCUGUAACGAAGGAUAUACGGGAGAUGGAAAAUUUUGCGAAGCGAUCAAAAUAUGUGGAACACCACAAGACGACUGCAGUGAAUUUGCUACAUGUACUAAUACAGGACCAGGAACCUACACGUGUACCUGUAAUGAAGGGUACACUGGGGAUGGAAAAACUUGUGAAGAAAUCAAAAUAUGUGGAACACCACAAGAAGACUGCAGUGAAUUUGCUACAUGUGCUGACACAGGACCUGGAACCUACAAGUGUACCUGUAAUGAAGGAUACACUGGGGAUGGAAAAACAUGCAAAGCAAUCAAAAUAUGUGGAACACCGCAAGACGACUGCAGUGAAUUUGCUACAUGUACUGACACAGGACCUGGAACCUACACGUGUACCUGUAAUGAAGGAUACACUGGUGAUGGAAAAACCUGCGAAGGAAUCAAUGUUUGUGGAACUCCACAGGAGGAUUGCAGUGAAUAUGCAAAAUGUACUGAUACAGGACCUGGAACAUAUGUUUGCACCUGUAACGAAGGAUACACUGGAGACGGGAAAACAUGCGAAGAAAUCAAAAUAUGCGGAACUCCACAAGAUGACUGCAGUGAAUUCGCAACAUGCGCUAAUACAGGACCCGGGAAAUAUAGUUGCACUUGCAAAGAAGGAUACACUGGAGAUGGAAAAACCUGUGAAGAAAUCAAAAUAUGCGGAACACCACAAGAAGACUGCAGUGAAUUUGCUACAUGUGCUGAUACAGGACCUGGAACCUACAAGUGUACCUGUAAUGAAGGAUACACUGGUGAUGGAAAAACUUGCGAAGCAAUGAAAAUAUGUGGAACACCACGGGAUGACUGCAGUGAAUUUGCUACAUGUGCUGACACAGGACCUGGAACCUACACGUGUACCUGUAAAGAAGGAUAUACUGGUGAUGGAAAAACUUGCGAAGUAAUGAAAAUAUGUGGAACUCCACGGGAUGACUGCAGUGAAUUUGCUACAUGUGCUGACACAGGACCUGGAACCUACACGUGUACCUGUAAUGAAGGAUACACUGGGAAUGGAAAAACAUGCAAAGGUGUAAUUAUCGAGUUUACUAAGAAAAUUUAUGGUGGUAGAGAGGGCAAGCCUGCUUACACUGACAUGGUUUUAACAUCAGGUGAUAUCUCCGUGCCUAUAACCAUACGUGUAACAAAAACUCCUAAAACAGCCGGAAACAAAGAUUACGAUCCUCAACCGGUGGAUAUCACAUUUCAACCAGGCGAAACAGGACCAAAGCGGAUUCCAAUUAACUUAGUGGACGACGAUGUCGCUGAACCCAACGAAGAAUUCACCAUCACCCUAUCAUCUUCGUCACCCGGAGUUACUGUGGGUGAACCUGCGACUGUUGUCAUUAAAGAUAAUGAUAAAUCAGCACCGUGCAAACCAAAAACAGACGUCAUCUUGGUACUCGACAGAUCUGGUAGUAUUUCACCAGCGGAUUACGACAAAAUGCGGGAAUUUGUUAAAGAAAUAGGAAAAGAAUUGAAAGUCGGCGAAAGAAAUGAAAAAGGAGAAAUCAUUGGACAGGCUGCCAUAGUUACCUUUAGUGAAGAAGGAGAGAAAAGACUAACGUUAGCAGAAAGCCAAGAUUCAAAGAAAUUCUAUGACACAGUAACUAACAUGCCUGGACCUUUAUCAGGCGGCCGAACAAAAACACAUCGUGGCAUAAAAGUUGCAGAUAAAGAAAUUGCUAUUAAAGAAGCUGGAUAUCGGGAGGAUGAUCCAGAUGUUAAGAAAAUGCUAAUGGUUAUCACAGAUGGGGAACAAACUAGAGAAUCAGUUCGAAGGGGAUACGUUUAUGUUGGAGAUGCAAUGAAACCUCUCUUCGAUAAAAAUAUGGAUGUUUUUGCGAUUGGUGUUGGACUCGACAAUGAUGAUGCGAAGAACCAAGUUAGAGAUAUGGUGGAAUAUCCAGAAAACGCUAUCCUUGCUUCUAACUUUAGUGAUCUCUUGCACAGAGUUGGAGGCAUCAUCAGGAAACUUUGUCCAGUUACUGACAUUUGUGGAACACCGGAAGAUUACUGCAGUCCAUUUGCUACAUGUGCUGACACUGGACCUGGAACCUACACGUGUACCUGCAACGAAGGAUAUACGGGAAAUGGAACAACUUGUGAAGCAGUUGAAAAAUGUGUUAGUCCGAAAGAUGAUUGCAGUGAGUUUGCUACAUGCACGAAUACUGGUCCAGGCAGUUAUAUUUGUACUUGCAAUUCUGGCUAUACUGGCGACGGAUACAAAUUUUGUAAAGAAAUCGAUGUAUGUGGAACACCGGAGGAUGACUGUAGUGAAUUUGCUACAUGCAAAAACACAGGUCCUGGGACUUACACCUGCACCUGUAACGAAGGAUACUCCGGGGACGGGAAAAUAUGCGAUGAAAUAAAGAUAUGUGGAACUCCGUUGGACGACUGCAGUGAAUAUGCUACAUGUUUGGACAUACAAGCGGGCAUCUACGAAUGUACCUGUAAUGAAGGAUAUACAGGGGAUGGAAAAACAUGUACAGAUAUCAACGAGUGUUUGACAGAUCCUUGUGACCCAAAUGCCCAGUGCACUGAUACUGCAGAUUCUUUUACAUGUACGUGUAACACAGGCUAUACAGGAAAUGGAUUUACUUGCACAAAUAUCGACGAAUGUACGGAAUUGAGUCCUUGUAGUGCCGAUGCGACCUGCAAUGACACUCCUGGUUCUUUCACGUGUUCUUGUAACACAGGUUUCACAGGAAAUGGACUAACAUGUGCAGACAUAAAUGAAUGUGAUGAUAACCCAUGUGACACAAACGCUAAAUGUGUAAAUACAGAAGGCAGUUAUGAUUGUGAUUGUAACUCUGGAUUCGCAGGAGACGGAAAUACCUGUCUUAAUAUUAAUGAGUGCGAAGAUAAUCCAUGCCAUACCCAUGCCACUUGCACAGAUACACUUGGCUCCUACAUGUGUACCUGUAAUGAAGGUUAUACCGGAGAUGGAAAAACGUGUGAAGAAAUCAAAAUAUGCGGAACACCACAAGACGACUGCAGUGAAUUUGCUACAUGUGCUGACACAGGACCUGGAACCUACACAUGUACCUGUAAUGAAGGAUACACUGGUGAUGGAAAAACAUGCGAAGAAAUAAAAAUAUGCGGAACACCACAAGACGACUGCAGUGAAUUUGCUACAUGUUCUAACACAGGACCUGGAACCUACUCGUGUACCUGUAAUGAAGGAUACACUGGUGAUGGAAAAACAUGCGAAGAAAUCAAUAUAUGUGGAACACCACAAGACGACUGCAGUGAAUUUGCUACAUGUGCUGACACAGGACCUGGAACCUACACGUGUACCUGUAAUGAAGGAUACACUGGUGAUGGAAAAACAUGCGAAGAAAUCAAAAUAUGUGGAACACCACAAGACGACUGCAGUGAAUUUGCUACAUGUUCUAACACAGGACCUGGAACCUACUCGUGUACCUGUAAUGAAGGAUACACUGGUGAUGGAAAAACAUGCGAAGAAAUAAAAAUAUGCGGAACACCACAAGACGACUGCAGUGAAUUUGCUACAUGUUCUAACACAGGACCUGGAACCUACUCGUGUACCUGUAAUGAAGGAUACACUGGUGAUGGAAAAACAUGCGAAGAAAUCAAAAUAUGUGGAACACCACAAGAAGACUGCAGUGAAUUUGCUACAUGUGCUGACACAGGACCUGGAACCUACUCGUGUACCUGUAAUGAAGGAUACACUGGGGAUGGAAAAACAUGCGAAGAAAUCAAAAUAUGUGGAACACCACAAGACGACUGCAGUGAAUUUGCCACAUGUUCUAACACAGGACCUGGAACCUACUCGUGUACCUGUAAUGAAGGAUACACUGGUGAUGGAAAAACAUGCGAAGAAAUCAAAAUAUGUGGAACACCACAAGACGACUGCAGUGAAUUUGCCACAUGUUCUAACACAGGACCUGGAACCUAUUCUUGUACCUGUAAUGAAGGAUACACUGGUGAUGGAAAAACAUGCGAACAAAUCAAAAUAUGUGGAACACCACAAGACGACUGCAGUGAAUUUGCUACAUGCGCUGACACAGGACCUGGAACCUACACGUGUACCUGUAAAGAAGGAUACACUGGUGAUGGAAAAACAUGCGAAGAAAUCGAUAUAUGUGGAACACCACAAGACGACUGCAGUGAAUUUGCUACAUGUUCUAACACAGGACCUGGAACCUACUCGUGUACCUGUAAUGAAGGAUACACUGGUGAUGGAAAAACAUGCGAAGAUAUCAAAAUAUGUGGAACACCACAAGACGACUGCAGUGAAUUUGCCACAUGUUCUAACACAGGACCUGGAACCUAUUCUUGUACCUGUAAUGAAGGAUACACUGGUGAUGGAAAAACAUGCGAACAAAUCAAAAUAUGUGGAACACCACAAGACGACUGUAGUGAAUUUGCUACAUGUGCUGACACAGGACCUGGAACUUACACGUGUACCUGUAAUGAAGGAUACACUGGUGAUGGAAAAACUUGCGAAGAAAUCAAAAUAUGCGGAACACCACAAGACGACUGCAGUGAAUUUGCUACAUGUUCUAACACAGGACCUGGAACCUACUCGUGUACCUGUAAUGAAGGAUACACUGGUGAUGGAAAAACAUGCGAAGAAAUCAAAAUAUGUGGAACACCACAAGAAGACUGCAGUGAAUUUGCUACAUGUGCUGACACAGGACCUGGAACCUACUCGUGUACCUGUAAUGAAGGAUACACUGGGGAUGGAAAAACAUGCGAAGAAAUCAAAAUAUGUGGAACACCACAAGACGACUGCAGUGAAUUUGCCACAUGUUCUAACACAGGACCUGGAACCUACUCGUGUACCUGUAAUGAAGGAUACACUGGUGAUGGAAAAACAUGCGAAGAAAUCAAAAUAUGUGGAACACCACAAGACGACUGCAGUGAAUUUGCCACAUGUUCUAACACAGGACCUGGAACCUAUUCUUGUACCUGUAAUGAAGGAUACACUGGUGAUGGAAAAACAUGCGAACAUAUCAAAAUAUGUGGAACACCACAAGACGACUGCAGUGAAUUUGCCACAUGUUCUAACACAGGACCUGGAACCUAUUCUUGUACCUGUAAUGAAGGAUACACUGGUGAUGGAAAAACAUGCGAACAAAUCAAAAUAUGUGGAACACCACAAGACGACUGUAGUGAAUUUGCUACAUGUGCUGACACAGGACCUGGAACUUACACGUGUACCUGUAAUGAAGGAUACACUGGUGAUGGAAAAACUUGCGAAGAAAUCAAAAUAUGCGGAACACCACAAGACGAUUGCAGUGAAUUUGCUACAUGUUCUAACACAGGACCUGGAACCUACUCGUGUACCUGUAAUGAAGGAUACACUGGUGAUGGAAAAACAUGCGAACAAAUCAAAAUAUGUGGAACACCACAAGACGACUGUAGUGAAUUUGCUACAUGUGCUGACACAGGACCUGGAACUUACACGUGUACCUGUAAUGAAGGAUACACUGGUGAUGGAAAAACUUGCGAAGAAAUCAAAAUAUGCGGAACACCACAAGACGAUUGCAGUGAAUUUGCUACAUGUUCUAACACAGGACCUGGAACCUACUCGUGUACCUGUAAUGAAGGAUACACUGGUGAUGGAAAAACAUGCGAACAAAUAAAAAUAUGCGGAACACCACAAGACGACUGCAGUGAAUAUGCUACAUGUGCUGACACAGGACCUGGAACCUACACGUGUACCUGUAAUGAAGGAUACACUGGUGAUGGAAAAACAUGCGAAGAAAUCAAAAUAUGUGGAACACCACAAGAAGACUGCAGUGAAUUUGCUACAUGUGCUGACACAGGACCUGGAACGUACAGUUGUACCUGUAAUGAAAGAUAUACUGGGGAUGGAAAAACUUGCGAAGAAAUCAAAAUAUGUGGAACACCACAAGAAGACUGCAGUGAAUUUGCUACAUGUGCUGACACAGGACCUGGAACCUACACGUGUACCUGCAAUGAAGGAUACACUGGGGAUGGAAAAACUUGCGAAGAAAUCAAAAUAUGUGGAACACCACAAGACGACUGUAGUGAAUUUGCAACAUGUGCUGACACAGGAUCUGGAACCUACUCGUGUACCUGUAAUGAAGGAUACACUGGGGAUGGAAAAACUUGCGAAGAACUACCAACUGUAACUUGCAAACCAAAAACAGACGUCAUCUUGGUACUGGACAGAUCUGGUAGUAUUUCACCAUCGGAUUACGACAAAAUGCGGGAAUUUGUUAAAGAAAUAGGAAAAGAAUUGAAAGUCGGCGAAAGAAAUGAAAAAGGAGAAAUCAUCGGACAAGCUGCCAUUGUUACCUUUAGUGAAGAAGGAGAGAAAAGAUUAACGUUAGCAGAAAGCCAAGAUUCAAAGAAAUUCUAUGACACAGUAACUAACAUGCCUGGACCUUUACUGCGCGGCCGAACAAAAACACAUCGUGGCUUAAAAAUUGCAGAUGAAGAAAUUGCUAUUAAAGAAGCUGGGUAUCGGGAGGAUGAUCCAGAUGUUCAGAAAUUGUUAAUGGUUAUCACAGAUGGGGAACAAACUAAAGAAUCAGUUCGAAGAGGAUACGUUUAUGUUGGGGAUGCAAUGAAACCUUUCUUCAAUAGAAAUAUGAAUGUCUUUGCGAUUGGCGUUGGUUUAGAGAAAAAGGAAGCAAUUGACGAAGUAAAAGAUAUGGUUGAGAUUCCAGAAAAUGCCAUACUACCUGCUAACUUUAGUGAUCUACUUCACAGAGUGGAAAAUAUUAUCAAGAAGUUCUGUCCUGAAUUGCCAAUAUGUGGAACACCGCAAGAUGACUGCAGCGAAUUUGCUACAUGUGGUGACACAGGUCCUGGAACCUACAGUUGUACCUGUAAUGAAGGGUAUACCGGAGAUGGAAAAACUUGCGAAGAAAUUAAAAUAUGUGGAACACCACAAGAAGACUGCAGUGAAUUUGCUACAUGUGCUAACACAGGACCUGGAAGUUACUCGUGUACCUGUAAUGAAGGAUACACUGGUGAUGGAAAAACAUGCGAAGAAAUCAAAAUAUGUGGAACACCACAAGACGACUGCAGUGAAUUUGCUACAUGUGCUGACACAGGACCUGGAACCUACACGUGUACCUGUAAUGAAGGAUACACUGGGGAUGGAAAAACUUGCGAAGAAAUCAAAAUAUGUGGAACACCACAAGAAGACUGCAGUGAAUUUGCUACAUGCGCUGACAUAGGACCUGGAACCUACACGUGUACCUGUAAUGAAGGAUACACUGGUGAUGGAAAAACUUGCGAAGAAAUCAAAAUAUGUGGAACACCACAAGAAGACUGCAGUGAAUAUGCUACAUGUGCUGACACAGGUCCUGGAACCUACAGUUGUACCUGUAAUGAAGGAUAUACCGGAGAUGGAAAAACUUGCGAAGAAAUUAAAAUAUGUGGAACACCACAAGAAGACUGCAGUGAAUAUGCUACAUGUGCUGACACAGGACCUGGAACCUACUCGUGUACCUGUAAUGAAAGAUACACUGGUGAUGGAAAAACAUGCGAAGAAAUCAAAAUAUGUGGAACACCACAAGACGACUGUAGUGAAUUUGCUACAUGUGCUGACAUAGGACCUGGAACCUACGUGUGUAGCUGUAAUGAAGGAUACACUGGUGAUGGAAAAACGUGCGAAGAAGCAGGUAUUUGCGGAACACCACAAGAAGACUGCAGUGAAUUUGCUACAUGCGCUGACACAGGACCUGGAACCUACACUUGUACCUGUAAUGAAGGAUACACUGGCGAUGGAAAAACUUGCGAAGAAAUAAAGAUAUGUGGUACCGACAGAGAUGAUUGUAAUGAGUAUGCUGUAUGUAAAGAUACAAGCCCUGGCCAAUAUUCCUGUACUUGUAUUCAAGGUUACACCGGAGAUGGGAAGAAUUGCGAAGGCCCUCCAAUAUUCGGUCCUGUCUUGUUUGAAGUCACUCCGGAAAGUCCCUCAACUAUAAGUGCAGCGUGGCGACCACCAGCCGAAAUCAUUGAAAUUAUCGACUACUCAGUCUGCUACAAAGAUAUCAAUAACGGAGAGGAAGCGUGCAUUACUACAAAACCUACUACCCCAGACGGCCCUGUUGAGAUUGAAUUCACGGAUCUAAAUGAAGACACAACCUACGAGGUGGUUGUGAGGGCAAGAAACGAAACUGGUUUUGGUCCACCAUCAAAUAUUAUGAAUGUGAAAACAAAAGCCUUAGAUAUCGAAAAAUGCGAUAAAAAGACAGAUACCAUUUUCGUCGUGGAUAGAUCAGCGAAAAUCAGUGAACGGGCUUAUAAUAAGAUUCGGGCAUUUAUACUCGGUGUUCAAAAACGGCUUCGAAUUGGUGUAAAGGACGAAAAGAAAGAAAUAAUCGGACAAGGUGCUAUAGUGACAUUCAGUAAUGAAGGUCAAAAGAUUAUUACUCUAAGAGAGAGCAGAACUCCAGGAAGAUUUGCUAAGGCUGUGAGAUCCAUGCCCGGUCCAUUAUCUGGUGGAACGACUAAAACUCAUCGUGGUCUGAAAGUUGCUUAUGGUCAAGUAGCUGUAGUGAGCGAAGGCUUACGUGCUCAUGAUGACAGCGUUCACAAAGUGGUUGUAGUGAUCACCAACGGUCAGCAGACACGUGAAAAGAAUGGUUAUGUAUAUGUUGGCGAUGCAGUAAGACCGUUUUUCAAACGUGGCAUAGAUGUUAUUACAAUUGGUAUUGAAAUGGAAAAUGCAAGAGAUCAACUUAACGAUAUGGUCCGAAUACCUGAAAAUGCUUUCUUAGUGAAUCACCACAGUAAUCUGAGUUCUGUUAUGAAGAACGUAGUAUCACGAAUCUGCCCAAAAACCAAGAUAUGUGGUACACCUCAGGAUGAUUGUCACAGAUUUGCUACCUGCUUCGACACCGCCCCUGGAGAGUAUAAGUGUAUCUGUCGCGAAGGAUAUUUUGGAAAUGGAAAAGAAUGCGCAGAGAAAAAAUGUAAAUUCGAUAUCGGAUUCCUUAUUGAUUCAUCGUCAAGCAUGCGUCAUUGUAACUACGACAAGCAAAAGGAUUUGGUGAAGCAUAUUGCAGAACAGUUCCAAGUAGAGCCAGAUAAGAGCCACGCUAGUGUUAUCGUAUAUAGUGACAACGCCGCCAUGUACAAAAAAUUCAAUGCGUUUAAAGAACUAAAUGAUUUCAAGAUGCUUGUGAAUGAACUACCCAUGGUUGAAGGAGCGACACACUUGGAUAAAGCUCUCCAAACGGCUGCAUCACAAAUGUUCACUGCUAGGAAUGGCAUGAGAGAUUCUACGGUACCAAAAUUACUGUUUCUGUUAACAGACGGCGCGCAAUCGGCGACGUCAAUUACUACACCUUUGCAAGAAAUAGCCUCUUCGUUACAUAAACAGAAUAUUAGAAUUAUUGUGAUUGGAGAAGGCGAGGCUGACGAGCAGCAGUUACAGCCACUUGUACAAUCCACUGCUGACUUAUUGAUAGUCAAAGAAUUUAAUGAAGCUACCGAAAAAAUAACUAACUUUGCAGAAAACAUGUGUUCAGUCGGCCACUGUUCCCAUAUGGAAAAAAGGGUUCCGGUCAGGAUUGAUCAAUGUGUAAGCUCAAAACCAAUAAAGAUCGGUUCGUGUAUGGGCAAGUGUGCAAGUGGUCCUAACUUCCGACAAACACAAGGUAUUUUCAAAAUGGACUGCCAGACAUGUAAACCUGGUGGGUAUGCAAUAAAAACAGUGAUCUUAACCUGCCCCGGAAACAAGAAAAGACCCUUCCAAAUCAAAGAACCAACGUCAUGUAUUUGUGAAAAGUGUCCAUGGAGAAAAAUUUUAUAACAAGAAUUUUAGAAUACAGAUUUACAGGUUAUACCAUCAGCUAUAGCUUGUAUACUUAUUCUAGAAUAAGGAAUGAUAUACUUUACUGAAGUAAAUACUGCUACAUAUAUGUGUUAAAGAGAAGACGGUUUGUGUCUUUAUGAUAUUAGAUAUGGUUCUAACAAAUAAAUUUAUAAAAAUAGAACAACAAAGUUGGAGAAAUGAAGGAUAACUGGAAGAUACAUACUACCAUAUAUAGUAAAGAUUUUAUGAUAUAAAUUAAUAAAUA